AUGCAAGUUGCCGAAAUCCUAUCAGAUCUGACUUCCCUGCGAGUCUGUGACCACCACGAUGCCCUCGCGCUAGUGACCGUCAACAAUCGGAUCUGCGCCUCGAGACUUCCCUCCGAGCUCCCUCACUCGGGGCUAACAAAGAACGAAGACCCCCAGGAAUCAGCCGAUGAUGACCUGCGACGCGCCAAAGAGCUGGUGGAACUACACUACGAGAUCAAGGCGCGACAUGUCGAUGGACGGGUGGAUGGAGAGUUGGCGCAGGCGAGGGAGGAGGUCGAUCGGCCCGUGCAUCAACCUCUACACCACAGCAAGAUUGAAGCCAUCCCCACCGGCUUCCGGGCGGACAGUUCCUCCGAUGUCCGGAGCUCUGCGGUGAGGCACUUGGACCAGCCGCGCAGCCUUGGGCGGCGCGAUCACCAAAGCGAAGAAUUUCGAAAUCCUGCCCAGAGCUCUGUUAUUCCCCCAGUUUUUCACGCGUUCCCCCGUGCUCUCUGCAAAGUUACCAACUCCCCCUCAUCCGGGCUGAACGGGCAGCGCAAUCUCACCAUGGCGACCACCGUGGAUGCCAAGCUGCUGAAGCAGACCAAGUUCCCUCCGGAGUUCAGUCGGAAGGUCGACAUGACCAAGGUCAACAUCGAGGUGAUGAAGAAAUGGAUCGCGGGGAAAAUCUCGGAGAUCCUAGGCAAUGAAGAUGACGUCGUGAUUGAGCUGUGCUUUAAUCUGCUAGAGGGGUCCCGCUACCCGGAUGUCAAAUCCCUACAGAUCCAGCUUACGGGCUUCUUGGACAAGGACACGGCCAAGUUCUGCAAGGAGCUGUGGUCUCUCUGUCUGAGUGCCCAGCAGAACCCCCAGGGCGUGCCGAAGGAGCUCCUGGAGGCGAAGAAGCUGGAACUCAUCCAAGAGAAGAACAAGAGCGGAUACGAGAGCGCGAAAUGGAACAGCUGCGGAGAAGAGAGCGCAACGAUCGCAAUCGGGGAGGCAGAAGGGGCGGAGGCCGCGACUUUGAUAGACGUCGGUCUCCGCCGCGGAGACACAGUCGGGAGCGUUUCCGAGAGCCGCCUGCUCGUCGCGAAUUCGAUUCCUACGUGCCCUCGGGGUCUCGUCGCGGCCGUUAUCCUUCCCGAUCGCCCAGUCGCUCGCGCUCUCGAUCGGUAUCCUCGUCUCGAUCGCCCCCUCCUCGUCGGCAGCGCCACGCAAGCAGGGACCGCGGGGGCAGAGACGGGCCCAGGAACAGAAGAGACACACACAGACGCCGCCGGUCGAAGAGACCGACGGAGACCCAGAUCCGCGUCUUCCCGCAGUUCAUCCCGGUCCAGGUCCCGGUCGCCGCUAGAGUCGGAGGAGAAGGGCGCCGCCAGACGGAGGAAAUCUUCGCCUUAUUCUUCACGAGCUGAUAAGAGAGAAUCCCCCGCUGAUUUUGCAAAGGCCCGCAAGUCCCAUGACCACCGCCGCUUGAGUCGCAGCAGAGAUCGCGACGACCACCGCAGGCGUCGAUACACCAGAAGCGUCAGCCGCAGCCGCAGCCGCAGUCGCAGUCGAGGCCGUACUCGCAGCGUCAGUUCCAGCUCGGGACGGGGAGACUCGCGCAGCCGCAGCCGCAGCCACAGUCGUGGCCCCAGGGACAGGAAGCGACGUCGUUCCCUUCAAAGAUAUGCCCCUGCCGCUCGACGUCGUCGUAACACCUCUUCCGUAUCCGUCCGUAGUGAUAAACGACAGAGGAUGACUGAUCAGGAAGAACCGUCCGCACGAGGCUCGACCUCGCCUCCGCCGCCCGAGAAACCCAGCUCGGCGGAUCAAAAGCCCAAGGAUACCGAAGAGAAUCGAACUACUACUUCUCACACCCGUAUCUCCGGCACCGAAUUGCGCGAGAAACUUCUUCGCGAGAAGUUGGUUGCCAUGCGACGAACUACCUCUAACAACCAGCCAGGUAGGUAG
Aspergillus steynii IBT 23096 is the source of this 1935-nucleotide messenger RNA. RefSeq names its product PWI domain-containing protein. Gene Ontology annotation, biological process: mRNA processing; regulation of mRNA splicing, via spliceosome. The transcript has 9 exons. Bases 1 to 1935 code for a protein of 644 amino acids. Gene Ontology annotation, cellular component: spliceosomal complex. Gene Ontology annotation, molecular function: RNA binding. The record is from RefSeq and is a predicted model, not a curated record. Lineage: Eukaryota; Fungi; Ascomycota; Eurotiomycetes; Eurotiales; Aspergillaceae.